AUGCCUAAAGAAAAGAAAGAACCUAAAUCUAAAAAAGAAAAGAAAGAAAAGAAAGAAAAAAAAGAAAAGUCUCAUAAGGAAAAAAGGGAAAAGCAUUCAUCAAAACAUAAAGAGAGUAAAGCGAGUAAAGAGAGUAAUGUAAAAGAUAGUAAUGCAAUGGAAGUUGAAGAUCUGGAUGUAGCCAAAAUUGAAACACCCGUUGAAAAUAAAUCAGAAAAAGGUUUAAUUGUACAUUACGACUUGAGAGCUCUAAUACCUUUUGCACAACCCUUAGCUUCUGAGGAUUUAACUCUGGAGAUAAUGAAAACGGUUAGACAAGCUGCAAGAAAACGACAAUGCAGGCGAGGUGUAAAGGAAACUGUCAAGGCUAUACGUAAACAGCAGAAAGGUUUUGUCGUGAUGGCGGGAGAUGUUUCUCCAAUGGAUGUAAUUUCACAUAUCCCAGUUUUAUGUGAGGAAAAUGAAAUACCUUAUGUUUUCAUUCCAUCUCGAGCUGAUCUUGGAUUCUCGUGUGCAACGAAACGUCCAACAAGUGUUAUUAUGAUUGUUCCUGAUCAUAAAGUUGAAGAUAACGAAUAUAACGAACAAUAUGAAACGUGUCUUACGAAAGUUAAGGAACUGUUAAAAAUGGCUCCCGAAACAAAGAGCCGUAAGCCCGCAAACACUGCCUUUAAACAACAACGUUUAAAGGCAUGGCAACCAAUUCUUACACCUAAAACCGUCCUUCCAACAUUCUUUAUUAUCGGAAUCAUCUUUGCACCGCUUGGUGCCUUUUUAUUUUAUGCUAGUAAUAAUGUAAAAGAAAUACAAAUCGAUUAUACCUAUUGUGAUUCAACUCCAGAGCCCACAGAUGUUCUAGGAGUCCAGCCUAUUUUUGUUGAAACGCCACCUCAAUAUAUAACAACUUCAUUUUCAAAUGUUUCCCAAAUAAAAGUAUCAUGGGCUAAAAUUAUUAAACUUCUUCCGCAAGAAAGAAAUCCAACUGGAGAUAGAAAAAUUUGGAACUGUUUAAUUCGAUUUUCUUUACCAGAAAACUUAAAACCGCCAAUUUUCAUGUAUUACAGGUUAACAAAUUUUUAUCAAAAUCAUAGAAGAUAUGUUAAAAGUUUUGACGCUGACCAGCUUAAAGGUAAAGCUGUACCUGUAAAUACGAUUAAAGCUGGAAAUUGUAAACCGAUGGACGUUGGUGAAGACGGAAAGAUUAUUUAUCCUUGUGGUCUUAUUGCUAAUUCCCAAUUUAAUGAUACAUUUUUCGAUCCUGUUCUUCUUACUUCACCUGUUAGUGAUCUUCAAAAUGUGACCUAUGAAUUUACAUCUAAGGGUAUUGCAUGGCCUUCUGAUAAAGAGAAAUAUAAAAAAACUCAAUACACUCUUGAUCAAAUUCGCCCUCCUUUGGAUUGGGUUCAGAGAUAUCCUGAUGGCGCUUAUUCUGAUAAAUUUCCUCCACCUAACAUUGAAGAAGAUGAGCAUUUUCAAGUUUGGAUGCGCACUGCAGGUCUUCCUGAUUUUAGGAAAUUAUGGGGAAAAAAUGCAGCUCAAGAGAUGGUUGCGGGAGAUUAUCAAGUCGAAAUUGAAUAUUGUAAUUAA
Messenger RNA from Funneliformis geosporum, 1587 nucleotides. Lineage: Eukaryota; Fungi; Glomeromycota; Glomeromycetes; Glomerales; Glomeraceae. The record is from the annotation of a GenBank genome assembly.